Halteromyces radiatus is the source of this 1441-nucleotide messenger RNA. RefSeq lists its product as uncharacterized. NCBI's taxonomy places the organism in Eukaryota, Fungi, Mucoromycota, Mucoromycetes, Mucorales, Cunninghamellaceae. The transcript is spliced from 3 exons. Bases 35 to 1276 code for a protein of 413 amino acids. The record is from RefSeq and is a predicted model, not a curated record.
UUUUUUUUUUCUUUUCUUAUUUUUUAUAAAAACAAUGCCUUCUUCUUCACCAACUUAUCGAUCGGUGCCUUUAGACGAUACCCCUACUAGUGCUGUUGUAAAAGUGCGAAAACAAUCAAAGUCGUUUGUCGCUGCUGUCAUGCUCAUUAUAUGUAUUAUCUCUUUUGUUUUACAAACAGAAUUGGCUCAAUAUGUACAAAAGACUUCAAACUAUCAGAAACCAUAUUUUAUAUUAUAUAUUGGUCAUGCUUGUUAUAUCCUAAUGAUACCCAUUCAAUUCACCGUGGAAUGUAUUCACACAAGGUGGUUUGCUCUUCAACAACAAGAAAAGCCAAGUUGGCAACAGCAUAUACGGGAAACCAUGGAUUAUUGUAGAAAACAAUUGAAGGAAGCUAUAAUCGAAUUAGAAGAUCAAGUACAAGGCAAACAUCAACACUAUACCUCCUUUUUGUUACGAACUGGACUGAUACUGUCUAUUCUCUUUACUAUUCCUGCAUAUCUAUGGUACCUUAGCGUUAACCUUAUUAGUAUGUCGACUCUCACUGUGAUCUUCAACACUGGUUGUUUUUGGGCCUAUGUUUUUUCCAUUUUUAUGUUGGGUGAUUCUAUACUUCUCUCAAAGUGCCUGGCCGUCGGACUUUCUGUUUUGGGCGUGGUGGUCAUGGCGUUAGGACAAGAUAAACAAAAUGAUACUGACGAUAAUAUGAUUAUGCAACAACAAUCGAUGAAUAUUGCUACUACAACAUCCUCUUUGACUUCUAUCAUAGGUUUGAAUGUGGCUGUGGUGGCUGCAUUGACUUAUGGAUUCUACGAAGUAUAUUACAAGAAAUAUGCAACUCCUCCUCGACCAUCCGUUCUUUUUGCAAACAUGAUGACUGGUGGUAUUGGUGCUGUAACUUUAUUAGUUCUUUGGAUCCCUAUACCUAUUUUACACUAUUCUGGAUGGGAAAUCUUUGAAUUACCGGAUGGACGUACAUUUGCAAUGAUCAUGGCCAUUGGAUCCAUGAGCGUUAUCUAUAAUGCCAGUAUGAUGUGUGUGAUUGCACUAGUCAGUCCUGUUUUUGCUGCUGUGGGUGUUUUACUGACGAUUCCUGUCGUGGCCAUUACUGAUAUGUUCGUCACUGGUGUUAUGGUCUCCUUUACAACUAUACUUGGAAGCGCCUUUAUUUUGGUGGGUUUUAUUAUUUUAAACCGUCAAAUUGCUCGUGAAGAAGAUAUUGCUUUGCAAGAUGUCUGUGAUACUGGUUUGGUUCGACAUGAUACUACAAUAGCUUGAUUUCUUCAUCUUAGUUGGAUACCCUUCUUACUUUUUCUUACGAUAGUAUUAGUUUUAUAGUUUAUUCUCAUCCUCCAUUUUUUCUUUUUAGUAUAUAUAUAUAUAUAUAUAUUGUGUGUGUGGAAAGUCAUCUUUGAAUUAAACAGUUACAUUAGACAAUAUAAA